AUGUCUAACCCACAAGAUUAUCCUGACACUCUUCCACCACCAUCUCUCUCAAAUUCAUCCUCGUCUACUCCACCCAGUGUAUCUCCAAAACCUAGGUUUCGAAGGCAGAAAAUGCUUGCUCGAAAAACUGUAGCAUCUGGGGCUCUGAGGAAGGUUUUAAUUGAAAGGUUGAAAGCUAGCCAAGUGAAAGAAAGCCCAGCUCCAAAGUCUGAUUCUAGCUCUGAGUUUGAAUCCUUUCAAUCCGGGACUGAGGGAAAUGGACAUGGGUCUUCUGACUCAGAAAAGACUCAAGAAUCUCCUUCGGAGGUUGGAGCAAGUUAUGACCCAAAGAAAUGCAAAGCUACUACACCAAAAUCCUCAAAUGUUCCCAAGCCAUCCAAGAAAAGAAAAGCCUCAUCCCCAACACAUACUGCCUCUUCAGUUCCUAGCGGUAGAGCCACAAAAAGCAGGGUAAAACAGAGUGAAACUGAACUACAAAAGGCUUUUAAAGAAGGCAGGAAAAAGAAAAAGGAUAAGGGAAAGGGAAAAGUUGCAAAAUCCUCAAAGGUUGUUGAGGAAGAAGAGAUGGAACUGGUCCAUCAAGUGAGGGGUACAACAGUGGAGGUUCCUACACCCAAGCCAAAUAAACCCAAGACUUCCUCCAAGAAGUCCUCCUCUAUGCCUGUAGCUACUGAACCUACACUAGCCAAGAGGACAAGAUCUGGAGUGAAAGCUAAACAAACAAAAGUUUCUGAUGAUGAUGAUUAG
Nicotiana tabacum (common tobacco) is the source of this 747-nucleotide messenger RNA. Lineage: Eukaryota; Viridiplantae; Streptophyta; Magnoliopsida; Solanales; Solanaceae. The record is from RefSeq and is a predicted model, not a curated record.